AUGUUUUCUAAUGAUCGUGGGAUGGUGUCCAAAAGAGAUUACAUAUGGUGGAGGGAUCUUAUAUCGGUGGAUAUUCGGAGUGACUCAACUCAUAAUUUUUUUACUAACAAUAUUCUUUGCAGGUUGAAAAAUGGAAGGAGUAUCCUGUUUUGGCACGGAAAAUGGAUUGGCAAUCAAUCCCUAAAGGAUGCGUAUCCGGAAGCAUUUUCAAUCGUCGCAACCCCUUUUACUAGCCAGAAUAAAAUCAAGCUGAUGCUGCCAGAUUUGGUCUCCGACUCUGCUACAGCACACGAAUUCUGGUGGCAGCCGGAAGACAGCGAGAUGUUCACGGUAAUAUCUUUCUACGAAAUCAUGGAUGAAGGAAUAAUAGUUGUUUCUAGCUCUGUGCAGAAAACGCUUUAG
This is a messenger RNA of Vicia faba (fava bean), 402 nucleotides long. NCBI's taxonomy places the organism in Eukaryota, Viridiplantae, Streptophyta, Magnoliopsida, Fabales, Fabaceae. The record is from the annotation of a GenBank genome assembly.